AAUCUUUCGUAUUAGAAUCCUUAAAUACCCCGUCUGAGUAUAUUGCUAUCAAAGUUUAUUUUUGUUUUGUUUGAUCCUUGUCAUCAGACACAAUGUCGCGAAAACCAAGUAGUGGAAAAAAGAACAAUUUGUCCCAAUUUGGUCUACUAGAUAUGGACUUUGAUGAUGGUGAUGAACCUCUUGGUCUGUCUGAUGAUGACAUAGAUUUGGAAGCUGAAUUGGCAGCAAUCAGUGGUGGGGGAGCUCGCAGGCCUAAAAAACCUGCACCAUUGCCUGCAGCCAAUCUAGAUGCCAUGAUUGCUGCGAGCCUCAAGGAUAUUCCAUCUGAUGAUGAGGGCUCAGGUGAUGAUGACGACCCUGACCUUCUGAGUGAGCUGAAGGAGCUGGCCAUUGAGGAUGACGAUGAUCCCUCCCCUCCGCCCCGCGCAGCCCGCCCUGCGCCACCGCCACCAGGCAGCACGGACAGUAGUGUUAUCAGUGUGUUACAGGAUCGUAUAACUAACUACAGUGCAGCUGAGAAACAUGCUAAGGAGAGUGGAGAGAGUAGCCGUGCUAGAAGAUUUGGACGUGGUUUAAAAACACUCAAUGAUCUACUGAAACAAGCUAAAGCAGGCAGACCUAUUAAGAAUGAGGACAUACCACCACCAGUCAGUUUGGGUAAACCUGCCUCCGAGCAGCCUGCUGCAGCCCCUGAUCCUGUGCCCAGUGCUCCGCCAAUGUCUCCGCCAAUGUCUCCGCCUGCCCCGGAAACUAAGGAGCCGAUAAUAGCCCCGGAACCCACAGAACCUCCUCCCCCGCCUCCCAGGGUUGAGUCAAAGGAGAUCAGCCCAGAGAGGCAGGAAGGCUUGCAGAUUAUUUUGAGACGUAAAGAAGAAUUCAAAGCAGCAGCAUUAUCAUGCAAGCACUCCGGCGAUAAAGCACUAGCACUAGAACAUCUGAAGGUAGUGAAGCAAUUUGACCUGGUGCUGGAUGCAUACAGAGCUGGUGAAGAGAUGAAUCUCAACGAACUGCCCACACCUGAAGUUAUCACCGCUGCCUUCAAAUCGCAACAGAAAGGAGAAGACAGUGUGCAGAAUUCAACAGAACCUAGUCCUCCGGAGCCAGCACCUGAACCUACCGGCUUGAUAACAGCUUCAACACUCGCUGAGGGGUUGAAACAAAGACUUGCUGCAUUCCAGGAUCAAGAAGCGAAAGCCAAAGAACAAGGUAACUCUUCGAAAGCGCGUCGCAUGGGACGUAUCGUGAAGCAGUACCAGGAUGCGAUACGAAUGCACGCGGCCGGCCGACCUAUUCCCGUGGACGAGUUGCCCACUCCCAAUGGGUAUGCACCAUUGCCCACUGAACAGGGUAGUGGGCCCACGUCUCCUGCUAAGCCUGCGGCAUCUCCCGCUGCGCCCCGCCCCCCGCCCCGUGCGGCGCCCACCCCCGCCUCGCCCACGCCCUCCACAGCCCCCGCCCCCUCCCCCUCCCCCUCCCCCUCCCCCUCCCGCCAUGACCGCCAGCUGGCGCUGCUGCUGCACAAACAGAAACAGUUCAAAGAUGCAGCACUCAAUGCAAAGAGAGAGGGUAAUAUUACUCAAGCUAAGGAAUAUUUACGUGCGGCGAAAGGUUUCGAUUCUCUGAUAGAUGCUGCUCGAGGUGGACUUGUUGUAGAUCUCAAGUCUUUGCCACUUGCACCUAACGAGAAGAAACAGAUCGAACAGACCUUUGAUAUAGUAUCAAAAGAAGAUUGCGAGGAGUUGUCGGAGCAGACGGCGGACAUGGAUGUGGAUGAGGUGGACGUGGUGGGCCGGCUGCAGCGUCAGCUCACCUCUCAGCUGCAGCUGUGUCUCCGUCACAAGGAACAUUGUCGCGCGCUCGGACACGUCGCCGACAUGAAUCGCUUCGAACACCUCGCUACCAGUGUCAAACAGGACUUAGAUGUUGUUGUUGUAGCUAAAAGUUUGGGCCAGGAUCCACCAAAGUUCCAUUACGAGAACAAAGUAUUCUCAGUGGUGCAAUGCAAUACGGACCUUAAUGAGAACGACUUAGAGUUGACUAUUGUACGCGGCAUCGCAUACAACGUUCCCAAUCCUAAAGAAAUAGAUACAUACGUUAAAUUCGAGUUUCCUUAUCCACAAGAGGCACCUGUGUCUGACCGCACGGGAACAGUCAAAGACACAAACAGUCCACAGUACGACACUGUGUUCACAUUGCCUAUACAACGUAACAACAGACAAUGUCUGCGUGUCUUCAAACGACACGCUAUCAAGUUCGAAGUCUAUUCAAGAGGAUGUGACGCGGUGUGGUGUUGCAGCGGCUGGUUCAGUCGGGACACGCUGCUGGCCACCGCCGCAGUCAAACUUGCGCCGCUCGAGACACAGGUCACAUUGAACGAAGCCUAUCCGUUGAUGGAUGGUCGUCGGCCGGCUGGCGGGUCUUUGGAGGUGAAGUUGCGUGUGCGCACUCCGCUGCUGCAGCAACAGAUGGAGAAGAGCUCUCAUCGCUGGCUUGUCAUUGACAGCUAACUGUAGACAGUUUAACAGCUUCUUAACUGUAGCUUACUUCAUACAAUCCUCAUACUCCUCUGUCACUUCGCUGUUUUAGCGAAAUUACAAGACCUGCUAUCGCCAAUAGUUCCUUUUCGUUUCAUAUAGAAAUAAUCUUGUUGGCUAAUUUAGGAUAAUUCCACCUUUAUGUAAAAUCUGAGGUAAAACAAAAUAAUUAGAAAUCUCUUAAAUUAACAUUAAGUUAUGUUUAAAGUUAAAUUUGG
Molecule: messenger RNA, 2752 nt
Organism: Papilio machaon (common yellow swallowtail)
Lineage: Eukaryota; Metazoa; Arthropoda; Insecta; Lepidoptera; Papilionidae
Gene: l(2)gd1
Product: coiled-coil and C2 domain-containing protein 1-like
Exons: 14
Coding region: 93-2507 (804 amino acids)
Biological process (GO): regulation of transcription by RNA polymerase II
Cellular component (GO): nucleus
Molecular function (GO): RNA polymerase II cis-regulatory region sequence-specific DNA binding; DNA-binding transcription repressor activity, RNA polymerase II-specific
Source: RefSeq, a predicted model, not a curated record